CAAACUCCAAAACCCCUCUUCAAAUUUUUCUCUCUGCUUUUUCAAAACCUUGGUCUCAAAUCUUCAUUUCUCCUGCAAAAUUUCGGUCGCCAUGGAUGAUGGAGCUGUUGAGAGACAUGAAGAGCAACGUGAGAGACGUGAAGAGCUUCGUCGAAUGGCCGUUCGUUUCGUCGUCGCAGUGGCGCUCGAUCUUUUCACUGGAGUCUACAAACGAGCAGCUGGUUUCGAAGGUUCAGAUCCAAAUUCGGGAACGGAGACGACGGAGAACGAACACAGAGCGUUCUUUUGGGCAUCGGGUUUCAACAAAGCAGCUCAUUUCUCUUUUAUGUUGGUGAUUUUUCAAAUCCUUGCAUCGGUGGUGGUAUUGGCACGACGUAUGCGAAGUUUCCGAGAAGACUGCGAUAUGAAGCUUUUGCUGGGUUUAAUUUGCGUAACGAUCUCGCUCUCUCUUAUGGCGUAUCUUCGCUGGUGGGUGAGUUGUUAAUCGUUCUCAUCGCCGAUGGUUUCAAUCUCUAGCUCUCUCUUUCUUGGGUUACCUUUCUCUGGUUCGUCGUGGAGUUAGAAUCAUCCUCUGUUUUUUUUUUCUAUGGAACGGUGUCGUUUUAGUGUGAUUAUCCUCUUCUCUUUUAUUCUUUUCUUAUAAUCUGUUUCUUUGGCUUGGGAUUGAAGUCAUUGAACAUAUGAGUACCAUUUGAUAACAUGAAUGUUCGUAACAAGAUUUAUCUUUUUCAUUAAUGAUCGAGCUCAUUAUAACUUGAUCCUUAAAUAUUUCACGUAUCAAAUUUGAAAAAAU
Molecule: messenger RNA, 793 nt
Organism: Arabidopsis thaliana (thale cress)
Lineage: Eukaryota; Viridiplantae; Streptophyta; Magnoliopsida; Brassicales; Brassicaceae
Exons: 1
Coding region: 92-484 (130 amino acids)
Source: RefSeq, marked reviewed